Molecule: messenger RNA, 1503 nt
Organism: Paramuricea clavata
Lineage: Eukaryota; Metazoa; Cnidaria; Anthozoa; Malacalcyonacea; Plexauridae
Source: the annotation of a GenBank genome assembly
AUGUUGCUCACUUGCGUCGUAUGUUCAUUCUGUGGCCAAGAUUUUGUAACGCUUGGGCGACACUCAUGGCGGUGUAAACAACGUAUUAAUCAUGAUCAAAGCCGCUCUGGAAACACAGAAAGAGAAAUGCCUGCUUUGAGUAAUCCUAACAUACCUAUUACACAACGAACUGUAAUUAAAUGUUGCUGCGGCAAAGUUUGUAAAGGCAAUCGGGGUUUGAAAAUGCACCAGCGUAGCUGUCAAGUCUUACAUGGGCUAAACAACGAGUUAUGCGCAGAUCUUGAGGAGCAAAUUGCAGAUAACCCUGAGAAUAGUAUAACGGACGACCACCCACCCACUACACAGUCAAAUUUAGACAGUGAAGAAAUUACUCCUGAUCUAAAGAAAGGCAUAAAUCUUCCGAAGAAGGACUCUGAAUGGGAAACGGCCAACGAUUAUUUUAAAUUUGCAAUCCCUUUUAAUGGACCAAUCAUAUCGCAAGAUUUCAAUUCAAGUAUAAGGCAUUUAAAUGAUACUAUAUAUAAUUACUUUGUUGAUAAUUUUGGAAAUGUUGAGACAGCCCCCGACAAGAAACUCGUAGCAAAGUACAAAAAUCAUUCUAUAAAGGAUCUAAAGAAGGCUUUAAGCAAUCUAAAGUCCACAAAUUCGGAGGUAGCCGAAAUAAAAUAUGUGUCUCGUAUUCUGCGCAAUAAGCUUCGUAACCAUGGUGAUAUUCAGACAGACUCCGACCGAGACAACUCGUUUAAUCAUGACAAAUACAUAGAAAGAAAUUUUUGGGGUUAUGUUAAAAACGUUUUAAAUAAGGAAGAUACUGUGUUCCCAUCCUUCAGCAUGACAGAAUGUGCGGUUUAUUUUACUAAAACCUUAGCUGCAGUUCACCCUGGCAAACUGUUUCAUAUUCCUAGCUGGAUUCCUAGGUUAUCUGGUCCACAAGUGCAAUUUGACCUUGACCCGCCUUCUUACCAACAAGUUACUGCUGUUAUUCGUAAAAUGAAAGCAUCUGGUUCUCCUUGUCCUCUCGAUCAAAUAUCAAUUAUAUGCUUUAAGCGAUGUCCUUACCUAAGAACUUAUUUAACUGAACUAAUACGCGCCAUCUGGCUUUCAGGAUCUAUCCCGAGUGAAUGGAAAAAAGCUUGCACUAUACUUAUUCAUAAGAAAGGCAACACGAGUAUUCCCUCAAAUUUCCGACCGAUCACACUCGAAUCUAUACCGCUUAAAGUAUUUACAUCAUGUCUACGUAACGCAAUGUACUCCUUUCUCAAGGCCAAUAACUUUAUAGAACAUAACAUACAAAAAGGCUUCACCCCAAAUCUGUCUGGUACUAUGGAACAUACUGCGCAAAUGGCUAAUAUAAUCAACAAAGCUCGGAUAAAACAACGUUCACUUGUCAUUGUAGACAAACUCACAAUACGAGUGUUGUUUUCAAUAAAUAUAUUUCUAACUAACAAACUUUUACAACAACAACAUGUUAUAUAUCAUGCAAAUUUGAAUAAAUCUAAAUAA